Aedes albopictus (Asian tiger mosquito) is the source of this 2333-nucleotide messenger RNA. It is a transcript of the gene nAChRbeta2, whose product is annotated as acetylcholine receptor subunit beta-like 2. The transcript is spliced from 9 exons. Gene Ontology annotation, biological process: signal transduction; regulation of membrane potential; nervous system process. Bases 435 to 2015 code for a protein of 526 amino acids. Gene Ontology annotation, molecular function: transmembrane signaling receptor activity; acetylcholine-gated monoatomic cation-selective channel activity. The record is from RefSeq and is a predicted model, not a curated record. Gene Ontology annotation, cellular component: plasma membrane; neuron projection; synapse. Lineage: Eukaryota; Metazoa; Arthropoda; Insecta; Diptera; Culicidae.
UAUGUAUUGUUCCAACGCAAGUUGUGCAUUAUUUGCCGGCCUAUAAUACGCUUUUAUCAGUUCGCACUGAUGAUUCGUUUCUCGAAAGUUUGCGCAUUUCGGUCGCGUACGGUACAAGUGCUUCCUUAUCAAUUUGCUGUUUGAAAACGCACGUGCACAUGCAACAGGUACCACGUGUAUAAACAAUUCCACGUGCUUUUGGGCUCUCUGUUGUGUAAACAAUCGCAUGCGCACUUUUGCUUCAUGGGAGCGAAAAAUCUUCGUUUCUCGGCGGUAUCGAUUUUUCAAGUUGCUCAAAUUCAUCAGCAUCUUGCAAGAUUUUUCCCAUUGCAGCUUCACUGUUUUUUGGGAGUGGAGCUCUGCUUCUGAAAUAUAAGUUUAAACUGUGAAAAGUUAAUAAUUUUCUACGAGAACGCAGUCAAUGGUCCGUAAAAAUGGGAAGUUUUAUCAAGUUUGUUAGUUUUGAGCUUUGUCUGCUGAGUUUGAUCGCGUUGAGUUACGCCCAAGCAUCCAUUGUUCAUAUCGAGGCCAAUCCUGAUGCAAAACGACUGUACGAUGAUCUGUUGAGUAACUAUAAUCGUCUUAUACGGCCUGUUGUGAACAACACCGAAACCUUGACAGUUUGGCUAGGGCUCAAGUUGUCCCAACUGAUAGAGGUUAGCCUUCGUAACCAAGUGAUGACGACUAAUCUGUGGGUGAAGCAAAAGUGGUUCGAUUAUAAACUCAAGUGGGAUCCUGAGGAAUACGGAGGAGUUGAAAUGCUUUACGUUCCAUCCGAACAAAUUUGGUUGCCUGAUAUAGUUCUUUAUAACAACUGGGAUGGAAACUAUGAGGUAACGUUAAUGACCAAGGCAACCCUGAAGUAUACUGGAGAAGUAUUUUGGGAGCCUCCUGCAAUUUAUAAGUCAUCCUGUGAAAUGAACGUGGAAUAUUUUCCCUAUGAUGAACAAACUUGCCUAAUGAAAUUUGGUUCGUGGACUUACAAUGGCGCCCAAGUUGAAUUAAGACACUUGGAUCAGGUCCCGGGUAGCAAUCUAGUACAAAUAGGAAUCGACCUGAGCGAGUUCUAUUUGUCAGUGGAAUGGGAUAUCUUGGAAGUACCAGCUAGCAGAAACGAGGAAUAUUAUCCUUGUUGUCCGGAGCCUUUUUCGGAUAUAACGUUCAAACUAACUAUGAGGCGAAAAACUCUUUUCUAUACUGUUAACCUGAUAAUUCCUUGUGUUGGAAUUACAUUUUUGACUGUUUUAGUUUUCUAUUUGCCGAGUGAUUCGGGUGAAAAGGUGACACUGUGUAUCUCCAUUCUCGUGUCGUUGACUGUGUUUUUCUUGCUUCUCGCUGAAAUCAUUCCACCGACAUCAUUGGCCGUACCUUUACUAGGCAAAUACCUAUUAUUCACUAUGAUAUUGGUUUCUCUCUCUGUAUGGACUACGGUGUGUGUAUUAAACGUCUGGUACAGGAGUACAUCAACCCACAAAAUGUCACCAAUAGUGAAACGUCUGUUCUUGGAAAUCAUGCCGAAAAUAAUGAUGAUGCGACGAGCCAAAUACACCUUGCCAGACUAUGAUGAUUCAACACCGAGUAAUGGAUACACCAAUGAAAUAGAGAUGAGUAUCAGUGAUUUUCCCGGAGAGUUCAAGGAGGGUGGUGACAGCUUUGAUAACAUUGGGAUGAAUCUACCGCACGGUUCAGUCGAAAACGAUAACGUCAUACCGAAGCAAUUAUCGCCGGAGGUGCUCUCUGCAAUACAAGCCGUAAGAUUUAUUGCCCAGCACAUCAAGGAUGCUGAUAAGGAUAAUGAGAUUGUCGAAGACUGGAAGUUCGUUUCCAUGGUUCUGGAUCGGUUCUUUUUGUGGGUGUUUACAAUUUCCUGUAUCUUCGGCACGUUUGGAAUCAUCUGCCAGAGCCCUUCAUUGUACGAUACUCGUGCGCCUGUCGAUCAACAGCUCAGUGAAAUUCCACUCAGGAAGAAUAACUUUAUGUUGCCACCCGAUAUAGUGCGUAUCACAUUGGAUUAAGCAAAAGGUAAUGACAUCGAAUGUAAAUCCUGCUAGAAUUUAAUUGAACACGUCAGUACUCUUUUAUAUCACAAUAUUACUGUUAAUCGGAUAUUGGCCGUUAUACAUAUACUAAUAUGUCCGGGUGAUAAAAAUUUUCGUCGUAAGUGAACAUUAAUGUUUUAUUUUACGAUAUGCCUUUAUGAAUGUUUUUGUACUAAUCUUGAUUUCAUCUUUUUAAUGUAUGAACAGGACGAAUUCUUUUUGUUUUUUUCUUUUGUUAUGAAGACACUUGUGUAAAAAAGUAGUGCAAUUAAAGAUUUUCUCUUUAUUCAGAUA